UUCAAUAGUAGGACAAUGGUCAGAAAGAACUCCUUUUAGUUCUUCUGCACAUAUUUCUUAUCGAGCAAGACAAGGAAACAUGAAAAAAACAGGACCAGUAGAAGAAGGAGGAAGAGGAGAAGGUGGAGGAGGCGACAACGCAGACAAUAUCUGCCAAAAUGAGAAGAGCCAGAGUUGGAUCCCCAAAAUCAUCAAGAAAAGAGUGUGCAGCACCUUUGUAGAAGAUUCUGUCAGUAAUGGUGCAUUGUGUCAGUGUGGGGCUGCGAGAGAUGACCAUGCCUCUGCAGCUCUUGGAGACUAUUUCAGCACAGCGAUUGUGAACCACUGGGAAAGCGUGCAGCACUCCUCUGAACAACCAACUGAUGCCUUUGGAGAGGUGCAGUUUGCAGGAGCCAGCAAGAGGCACAGCCAUUUUCUGCGUCUGUCAUGGAGCACUGAGCCUUCUUUGGUGUACAACAUAUUGACAACCAUUUGGGGUCUUCCUGCACCCAACCUGGUUGUUUCUGUUGUGGGUGGAAAUAGCAGAACACAGAUAAAGACCUGGGUACGGGAGAUCCUCAGACAGGGACUGGUGAAAGCGUCACAAAGCACAGGUGCAUGGAUAUUAACUACCGGUCUGCGCGAAAGGCUUGGUCGGUGUGUUGGACAGGCAGUGAGAGAUCAUGCAGCUGCGGCAUCUUCUGUCUCUCUCAACAAGGUGGUAGCACUGGGCAUCGCCCCGUGGGGUGUAGUGGAAAAACGAGAGCAGCUGGUCAACCCUCAGGGGAGCUUUCCUGCAAGGUACUAUGUCCAAAACAUAUCUCAGGAGUCCUGCUACCUGGACAACAACUACCAGGCCUUCCUGCUGGUGGAUGAUGGGAGUGUGGGCCGCAAAGGAGGAGAGAUAGGUUUCAGAGCCAGACUGGAGGAAUACAUUUCCCACCAGCGCACAGGCAUAUUAGGAAGUGGCAGCAUCGACAUCCCUGUUGUUUGUAUGCUGAUAUCAGGGGGAACAGACAUGCUGAAGAGAAUGGAUCUCUCUUUGAAAAACUCCAUCCCCUGGCUAGUGCUGGCUGGCUCAGGAGGCUUGGCUGACUUCCUGAGUGAUGUCUUGGAGAACCUGUCUCCAGCACCAGCUGUGCAGUCUUCUGGUGAAGGGGACAGUGAGGCGGGUCCCAGCGUGGAUCUUAAAGACAGAGUGGCAGAACGGUUUAAGAAGCACUUUCCUUCGGAGGCAAAGACUGAAAAGCUAGUUGAAUGGGCUUUUAGCAUUUACCAGAAUAGAGGUUUGAUUACAGUCUACCAUGGAGAACAAGAGAGUCCAAAUGACUUUGACACUGUCCUGCUUAAAACACUUGUGGGAGCAAGUAAGCAGCGUGCAUCAGUUGAUGCCAGCCCUUAUAGUGAUGAGCUAAAGUUAGCAGUCACAUGGAACAGGGUUGACAUUGCCAAGAGUGAACUUUUCAAUGGUGACAUCCAGUGGAAGUAUAAAGAUUUGGAAGACUCAAUGACAGAUGCCCUGAUCAAUGACAAGCCCCAGUUUGUUCGGCUUUUCACUGAGAAUGGUUUGAACAUCAUGCAGUACCUCACUUAUGGCAGGCUGGAAACCCUCUAUCGCUCUGUGCCAGAUGGGACCAUGCUCUAUCAGCUACUACAGCACUGCCUAGAGGAACGGCUGGGAAAUAUGGCAUCUGCACAACCAUCAUCAGAACAAGAGAGUUCAUCCUCAAAAGUGGCGGCAGAUAAGACUCAGAGAAGACCAAGGAGAGAGUUUACCCUUUAUGAGGUGUCAAAGGUCCUGAAAUUGUUAAUGGGUGAUGUCUGCCAGCCUUUCUACUAUAAAGCUUUGAGCUUAGAGUUGACUUCAUUUAAAAAGACAGCUAUGAAGCGUGCCAGUAAGAUUCUGCGUGGACAUUCUGUGUAUCAGCAGCAGCGCUGCCCUCAUCCCUGGGCUUCACUCUUCCUCUGGGCUGUACUGCAGAACCGCAGUGAGAUGUCCCUUUUCUUCUGGGAGAUGGCAGGUGAGGCAGUCCUGAGUGCUCUUGGUGGCUGUAAGAUACUCAGAGAACUGUCCAAACGGGAGGAUGAAACUGAAACCAAACUCUCCAUGAAAGAACUGGCCCAGAAGUUUGAGAACCUGGCUCAUGAUAUUUUCAGCUCUUGCUAUCGCAGUGAUGAAAACCGCUCUUUCAGCCUGCUGAUUAGAAAGUCUCCUGUCUGGGGUCACAGCACCUGUCUUCAGAUGGGUGUGAGCGCUGAUGCUCGGCUUUUCUUCAGUAAUGAUGGUGUACAGUCUCUGCUAUCUGAGAUCUGGUGGGGUGAUAUGAAGAGGAACACAGAGAUUUGGAAGCUUCUGCUCGCGUUCUUCUGCCCCAUCCUCUGCUACACCAACCUCAUCACCUUUAGGAAUCGAAACGAUCAGUUGGAAGAGGAGGAGAAGAUGCUUAUGGAGGAUGAGCUGGAUCAGGACACUGACAGUCUUUACGGGACCACUGUCUGCUCUUACUCUGACAUCAAGCAGCAUGAAGUUGACUCUAAAGGUCACAGGAGUGGUGCCAUUAAAGGUGUACCCCAACGACCGCCACAAAGUCCAUUCAUAGUGUCACGCUGGCGUCAAUUCUGGUUUGCACCGGUCACCUCAUUUCUGGGCAACGUCCUGAUGUACUUCCUGUUUCUCUUCCUUUUCGCCUACGUGCUGUUGGUGGAUUUCAAGCCCCCACCACCCUCAGGCCCAACUGGUACUGAGUGUGUGUUGUACUUCUGGGUAUUCACCAUCGUUUGUGAAGAGAUCCGACAGACACUUUUUUUGGGGAAGACCUGGACUCAAAGUUUCAGACUCUACAUUCAGGAUGUGUGGAAUAAAUGUGAUCUCACUGCCAUCAGCCUGUUCAUUGUCGGACUGAUUUGCAGGAUGUUUCACCGGUCACAUGAAUUUGGCCGAGAUGUCCUUUGUUUGGACUACAUGGUCUUCACCAUUCGCCUCAUUCACAUUUUUGCCAUUCACAAGCAGCUGGGACCAAAACUCAUCAUUGUAGGAAAGAUGAUGAAGGAUGUCUUCUUCUUCCUCUUCUUCCUGGGUGUGUGGGUCUUGGCAUACGGAGUUGCCAAUCAGGCUCUGAUCUACACCUACGAUCCAAACCCGAAUCGCAUUUUUCUGCGAGUUUUCUACAUGCCAUACUUGCACAUCUUUGGAUACGGCUCUUCCAUCGAGGAAGAGAUGGAUGUGGGCCAGGAACUAAACUGCACAGACAAUGUGACUUUGAUUGAGAGCGGUGAAGAGCCGUGUAGAAAUCAGGAUAGUAACUGGCUGGUAGUGAUUCUGCUAGUCGUAUAUCUCCUGGUCACCAACAUCCUGCUCAUCAACCUAGUCAUUGCCAUGUUUAGCUACACUUUCUCUGAAGUGCAGGAACACAGUGACACCUACUGGAAGUUCCAGCGUUACAACCUGAUUGUUGAGUACCACUCCCGUCCUUCUUUGGCUCCUCCUUUCAUUAUCCUCUCACACAUCAAAGUCUUUUUCAAGAGGGUCAUCCGCAAAGUGCCCUCUGUAAAGAUCCACCACUUUGUGUUAGACUUGGAAGCAAAGGCAGCGAACAGAUUAUCAACGUGGGAAACGAUUCAGAAGGAAGACUUCCUGACUGCUCGAAACAAGAUCCAGAAAAGUAGCGACUCAGAAAGGCUCAAACGGAUGUCUGCCAAGGUAGAUGAUGUGCUUAAACGUCUGACUGAAAGCAAAGAGUUUGAACACAGACUACAGGCUCAGAUGGAGCAUUACUCAACUGUCCUCAAUUGGGUUGUGGAUAUUUUAGCCCAAGGAAGUACAUUCAAACCUCCUCGUCCCCCACCUGCAUUACGAGAUUCACUCCCCUCCUCUUCCAGAUCCACUGGAUUUCAGCCUUAAAUUAAUACGGUCCCUUAAAUUCACUUCACUUCAGGAGGCAAUGUAAAUCAUUGCAUGGGCUCAGGAACACUUCUGGAAACCAUUAUCUGUGAAACUAGUUCAUUGUGCCAUUCACAAAUGCAAGUUUAAAUUCUAUCAUGCAAGAAAAGAAAACAACAACAACAACAACAAAAAAACAUAUGAGGGAAUUGUAUAUGAUACAAGAACACCGCCAUAUUCUCUGGGCCAGAGCUUAUUUAAAAUAUAUUGAAGCAAAGUGAAAAACUGCUCUAUGGUCAGAUGAAUUGAAGUUUGAAAUGCUUUUUGCAAAACAUUAAUGCUGCAGUGUAGAAGCCUGCAUCUGUGAUGUUAUUGGGGUGCAAAGUGCCUGGAACUGGCGGCUUGCACAUCUGGAAAAUCAAAAUGAAACCUUUAAUUUUAACCUUAGGGUUUAAAAGCACAUGAUAUAUUCCAAUGUCUUAUUAUUUAUUUAACAAACACUAAGUAAAAAUAAUAAUGUCAGAGAUUUUUAUAGACUACAUCAUUUUUUGUUAUGUCCUGAUACCAUAAACUUAUAAAACUAUGGCGUGCCUUUUUUCACAUUACUGUAAUAUUUUUAAAAAAUCCUUCUCCUAUCUAAUUCUCGACACAAAAUCAAAAUGCCAAAUGAAUGAACAUAUUCCAUAGUAUCAGGCCUUUCUGGUUACUUGCCUGGUUACUUAACCUACAAGGAAAAGAACCAAAGGGUAAAAUGUGGGUUUCUUUUGAGUUCCAUUUUCAUGCAGAUGACGCAACUAUUUAUUGUUAUUAUCUUUUUCAUUAGUAAAAUUACUUGAAUUUCUUCAGUCUGUCUUAGAUGUUGUUCAGUGACAUUAAACGCAACUUCAGCUUGUGUCAAAUCCAAAUCCAGGGUAUUUUCAAAUGGGAAAGAGUUUUGUCCAAGCUGAGACUUUCUCUUAUCAAGUGCUGAUAGACUCUGCAAUGUUUUUUUUCCCUUUAUUGGAUUACUGUGAUCUGCUCUUUAUGAAUAUACCAGUCCAGUACCUAAAGUGUCUGGAUACUGUCUGUCAUUGUGCUUUAUGUUUUAUUACUGGCUGUGAAAAUCAUGUACAUCACUUUGUAUAUCAGCAUCUCUGUGUGUGAUUGUUUUUUUAUUUAUAAAUCUCUGGUUGGGCUGGUUGUCUACAUAUAUGUCUAUAUAGACGUGUGUCUGUAUAUGUGUCCACACUGUUUCUCUCCACUUGUCUGUGCUAAAUAUCAGUUGUGUUAGUUUCUUUGCUAUUAGAUUGUUAUGAGUUGUACUUGUUGAAACUUCUGGUGCCCUCUUGCACAGGUUUCUCUUGAAAAAGUGAAUUUAGUCUCCAUGAGGCUUUUACAUGAAUAAAUAAGGGAUAAUAAUA
Molecule: messenger RNA, 5259 nt
Organism: Oreochromis aureus
Lineage: Eukaryota; Metazoa; Chordata; Actinopteri; Cichliformes; Cichlidae
Product: transient receptor potential cation channel subfamily M member 4-like
Exons: 28
Coding region: 80-3880 (1266 amino acids)
Biological process (GO): calcium ion transmembrane transport
Cellular component (GO): membrane
Molecular function (GO): ligand-gated calcium channel activity; calcium-activated cation channel activity
Source: RefSeq, a predicted model, not a curated record